Molecule: messenger RNA, 980 nt
Organism: Paramuricea clavata
Lineage: Eukaryota; Metazoa; Cnidaria; Anthozoa; Malacalcyonacea; Plexauridae
Source: the annotation of a GenBank genome assembly
AGCAUGACGUGGUUAUGUUGGACGACGAUUUCAGUGAAAAAGAAAAGAAGAUUGUCAAAAAUAACGCUUUGAAGAAACAGAAAACCUUGUCUCAAAUGUAAGCCAACUGCUUCAAAUAACUAACAUUAUUUAUACUGGGUAGCUCUAACUGCUCUUCCUAGAGGUCCAUUAAGGAUCAUCUUUUAUUGAUCCAGUGUUACUACAGGACGAACCUAAACUAAACGGACUUUAUUUAUACUGGAUAGCUCUAUAGCAGUUCUAAACUGUUCUUCCUAGAGGUGCAGUGUAAGGAACAUCUCUUAUUGAUCCAGUGUUACUACAGGAGGUAACCUAAACUAAACUAACUUUAUUUAAACUGGAUAGCUCUGUCAGUUCGAAACUGUUCUUCCUAGAGGUCCAGUAAGGAUCAUCUCUUAUUGAUCCAGUGUUACUACAGGAGGAAACCUAAACUAAACUAACUUUAUUUAAACUGGAUAGCUCUAUCAGUUCUCAACUGUUCUUUCUAGAGGUUCAGUAAGGAACAUCUCUUAUUGAUCGAGUGUUACUACAGGAGGAAACCUAAACUAAACUAACUUUAUUUAAACUGAAUAGCUCUAUCAGUUCGAAACUCUUCUUCCUAGAGGUCCAGUAAGAAUCAUCUUUUAUUGAUCCAGUGUUACUACAGGAGGAAACCUAAACUAAACGGACUUUAUUUAUACUGGAUAGCUCUAACAGUUCUAUUUAUUUAUUUAUUUAUUUAUUUAGGUUUAAGCUUAAUACUUCGAAAAGUUCUAGCAAAAUACAAACUAACGUACCGAGGUACAGUACAGUAUUAUUUGAAAUUCCAUAAUUCACCAACAAGAUAAAUACAAUAACCGGGACCCACACGCAAGCGAUAAAUCUAUAAUUGAAAUAAUUUGCACUUUUUGUAACAGGAAACAUCCAAAUAAAGAAAACAAGCUGGGAGUUUUGGAUGAAAAAAAUGGGACAGAACGGUAGGC